This is a messenger RNA of Paralichthys olivaceus (Japanese flounder), 772 nucleotides long. Lineage: Eukaryota; Metazoa; Chordata; Actinopteri; Pleuronectiformes; Paralichthyidae. The record is from RefSeq and is a predicted model, not a curated record.
GCCACGCUGCAGGUCAGAGGUCACGGGGAGCGUCUCCACCAGUGUAAAGAAGUGACCCUCACCACCUAUAAGUCCAUCCCCAUGCAGGUGGAUGGAGAACCGUGUAAACUGUCCCCGUCCAUCAUCAGCAUCAGUCUGAAGAACCAGGCCAACAUGGUGCAGAAGACCAAGAGGAGGAGCUCCAUGCCCCACUUCAAUGACCAGCAGCUCGUCCCUGAAAACCUGCAGAUCACAGUGAACAGGAUCAGCAUGACGGCGUACGAGGCUCUGCACUAUGACAUGGACCAGCUGAGGGACGCCUCGAUGCCGCUCGGAGUGAUCACCGUCCCCGGAGACUGUGACCUGGAAACCUGCCGUCUGCUCAUAGAGCGUCUGCAGGACCACAUGGAGCAGGCCUGUGACACGACGGAGGGAGAGAGUCUGUCGUCACAGAAACUCUCCACCAAGUGGUGUUUCCUCGACUGUACGACGGCAGAUCGCUUCUAUAGAAUCGACCGAACUCAGGAACACCUGAACUAUGUGACGGAGAUCUCUCAGGAGGAGCUCUACAUCCUGGACCCAGAGCUGGUCAUCAAGGACAUGGUGGGCACGUCCGCCGGGAGGCUGGAGUCAGAGGAGCUGGACCAGGAGAGACAGUUCGUCCUCCCGUCCUGCACACACACACCCAGUUCUGCUUCACAUGAUUCUGAAAAAGGUAAAACGUUUAAAUUUGAUGCAGCUUCACAGUGACAAACGUUUCUCUGAACAAAGUGAAAAUAAAGAUGGACGACAU